GCUCCCAGUUCUGGCUGUCCUGUGGUAUUUCCUGCCACAGGCUCGCAGACAGCUGUAAGGCUGCGAGAUGCUAAUACUUGUGGGAAGCUUGUGCUCUUAAUCUCUUCCAAACAAACUAUUUCCCCGGCGACCUGCACCCCAGUUUUCGGCGUUUUUCUUUCGCUCCGUCUGUCCAGCGACAGAGAGACGAGAGGACGUUCCGACAGCGACAGGGAAGGAGGAAAGGAUAUAGUGGAGAGUGAGGGGGAGGGGUUUUCUAACCACCCUGUCCGAGGAGGCUGAGACAUUCCCCCAGCAGCAGCUGAAGUGAGCUCCCGUUCUCCCCCCAACCCCAUUGACUUUUGACCGACAACAUGACUGUCGAAUCAUCCGUGAAACGGAUCUCUUGGGCCUUCCCGGUAUCCGAGGGUCAUCUUAAAAGAACUGGGAUUUAAAGCAGUUUGCGGCCGGCUGCAGCGCUGCAUGUUGAAGUGAGAUGCCUUCCAUGUUGCAAGAGAAAACACAUGCCAUGAUGGAGGAUCAAGUGCUGCGGCGGAGGUUUUCUCUCUGCACUGGAUUGGCAACACCACAGAAAAUUGACCCUCGUGAAUUCACCCGAAACUCAUCUUUUGGUGGAUACAAUGAAAUAUGUCCCUUAACUCCAGGUAAUGAAAUAGAAAAGAAUGGAUUUUCGGCUCUGAACUAUGAGGUCACUUCAACACCCAUCUCCAGUAGUAAGUCUGAUUCCAAACUAUACAAUGGCUGCGACAAAGAUGGGAUAUCUUCGAUCUCUAAACUCACAAAGAAAGAAACCUUGAAGGUUCAGAAGAAAAAUUACAGACAGGAGAAGAAGAGAGCCAGUAAGGAGAUGUUCAGUGCUUUAAAAGACCCUGCCGUGGUGGUAAUGGAGGACUGGCUGAAGAUCCGUGGUACUCUGAAGAGCUGGACCAAGUUCUGGUGUGUGCUCAAACCAGGGGUGCUGUUAAUUUACAAAACACCCAGCAAUGGCCAGUGGGUAGGAACCAUCCUUCUCAACACGUGUGAGCUCAUUGAAAGACCCUCCAAAAAAGAUGGCUUCUGCUUCAAACUGUUCCAUCCUCUGGAUCAGUCCAUUUGGGCAAUGAAGGGUCCAAAAGGUGAGAAUGUGGGAUCGAUAACACAGCCUCUACCCAGUAGUUACCUGAUCUUUCGAGCAGCCUCUGAGUCCGAUGGUCGAUGUUGGAUGGAUGCUCUCGAAUUAGCUCUGCGAUGUUCAAGUCUUCUCAAACGUGGCACAAUUAAGGACAGCAAGGAUGGUUAUCUGAACAGCUCAGUUGAUGCAACUCACCCAGGACUAUCUGGUCUGAUACAAGGCUUCAGUCCAACGCAUCAGGAGCUCUCCCAUGAUGUUGAAUUUGUAAAUCAGGAUUACUACAAAGAUGCUGAUAUAUACUCUUACAAAACAAACCAAGAGAGUGACUCUCAUCUGGAAGAUCUAGAGAACGGCACAAACGACAAGAGCAGCAGGAGUGAGGAAAGUGACACAGAUCUGUCUGAAAUCCAAGAAGAAAUGGCCAUGAAAGAUUUAGUGGAAUCAACUUACCUGGCAGAAAGUUCAGAGGAGUUUGAAGAAAUUGGUGAAAGUACUGAGACUGAAGCAGUGACUGAGGAAAACAAGAGUCUGAUGUGGACCGUGCUGAAGCAGCUCCGACCUGGAAUGGACCUCUCUCGAGUGGUCCUACCAACUUUUAUCCUGGAGCCUCGCUCAUUUCUAGACAAGUUGUCUGACUACUACUUCCACUCAGACCUCCUCUCCCAAGCUGCUCUGGAAGAGAAUGCCUACAGUCGCAUGAAACAGGUGGUGCGAUGGUACCUAUCUGGCUUUUACAAAAAACCAAAGGGUCUGAAGAAACCAUAUAAUCCAAUCUUGGGAGAAACCUUUCGUUGCUACUGGUACCAUCCUAAAACUGACAGCCGUACCUUCUACAUAGCAGAGCAGGUAUCCCAUCAUCCUCCAGUUUCUGCCUUUUACAUCAGUAACAGGAAGGACAAUUUCUGUAUCACUGGUUCUAUCCUGGCCCGCUCCAAGUUCUAUGGGAACUCACUUUCUGCCAUAUUGGACGGGCAAGCACAACUUCGGUUUCUCACUAGAAAUGAAGAUUAUACCAUCACCAUGCCAUAUGCGCACUGUAAAGGGCUAUUGUAUGGAACACCGACCCUGGAAAUGGGUGGGAAGAUAACCAUUGAGUGUGAAACAACCCAGUACAAGGCAGAACUCGAGUUCAAACUGAAGCCUUUCCUAGGAGGCAAUGACAACGUGAAUCAAAUUACAGGGAAGAUAUCACUGUGUGAGGAGGUACAGGCCACGCUGCAAGGGCACUGGGAUCGGGAGGUUUUUAUUCAGGAGAAAAAAACUGGAAUACCUGUUACAUUCUGGAAUGUCACAAGUGAGAUUCGGAAAGAGCGUCUAGUCCGUCAUAUUGUGUGGUUGGAGGAGCAGGGUGAAUUUGAGUCUGAAAGGCUCUGGCAGAGGGUGACCAGAGCAAUAAAGAACCAUGAUCAGGAACAGGCUACACAGGAGAAGUUUAUUCUGGAGGAAGCACAACGCAAAACUGCCAAAGAGCGUAAAGAACAAUGUCAGGAUUGGGUGCCAAGACUCUUCCAACAGGACGAAGCAACAAAGAAAUGGAAAUACAAGUUCACUGAUACCUGUCCCUGGGACACAGCAAAUGAUAUCAUCCAGUUUGAGAAAGAUGGAAUUGUGCAGACAAGAGUCCGACACAAAUUACUGACAGCAAAGUCACUGAACAGCAACGGCACCAGAAGUCAAAUUGGGCAACAGGUCCAAGUUCAGGAAUGUGUUGGGUGCAAAAACAGUGAUCUUCCGAUACCCAACAGAUCGCAGAACACAGAGAGCAGUUGUUCAACACCAGAACCAGUACAAGAUGACUCGUCUGAUGACAGGUUGCUGUGUCCCAGGUGCAGAGAAGGAAUGAAUGAGCUAACAAAUAUUCAUACAGCAAUUCAAUCCAUUCAGAGAACACAGCAAGAAAUUCACAGGAAUCUCGCUGCACUUAACCAGCACACUUGUCACAAGCAAUACAUCUCAUGGACCAGGCUUCUGUACCCACACUUGUGGCUUGUUAUCUGUGUACUUGUAUCAUUCCAACUACUCAUCAAUUACUUUAAUGGGUGAGCAGUGAUCACUUUUAAGUGUAUUGCAGACUAUAAACAAGAUCCUAUUGGGGAAGAACGCAGAAUUUCCAUGGCAUUAAGUGGGCUAUCGGGUAUCCUUCAGCCAAUUUCCAAGGAGUGAGAUGCUAGGAAAAAGAACUGAAUAAUUGAAAAAAAAACUGAAUAUUUGAACUUCUUCCAGUUAAAUCUUGUUGUGGGUGGGGUUGUAUCUAUGGGUACAUUUUCUGCACACCCCAUCUCCAAGGAGAAACCAACCCCAAGUAGGCCUUAAUGCUGAAGCCAAAUAAAACUUCCAAAAUGUGCAUCCCUUUCCUUCCUCUUUUCAUCUUUCUAAUACAAAGCAAUUUAGAAUGCUUCUUCCCAAAAUUAUUUAUAAACUAUAGAUGGUAAUAUUUGUGGUGUCUGGUUUGUAUAUUCUUUAAAAUAUAAAUUUUGACACUUCGCUGCACUCGUGGGUGUUCCUUUCAGUCUGCUCUACCCCCAGGGUAGUCCCUAUUUAAAAUAACAAUGUAAAGAUCUGUUGCACCCUCUUGUGCACCUUGCCCUAAAUAGGACUAAGUUCAAAUGUCCCUAAGCAUAACACUGCAGGGUAUUGUAGGUUGAAACAGAAAUGCCUCCAGGAUGGCAAAACCUAUAGUCAUGAACUGGCAGUUUGCUCCAUGUCUGCAAUAAAAUUUCACAUCUAUGACAUUCUAUGAAUGAAAUGUACAAUAUGUGUAA
This is a messenger RNA of Mobula hypostoma (lesser devil ray), 3873 nucleotides long. Its product is annotated as oxysterol-binding protein-related protein 5-like. Gene Ontology annotation, cellular component: membrane; cytosol; intracellular membrane-bounded organelle. The transcript is spliced from 22 exons. NCBI's taxonomy places the organism in Eukaryota, Metazoa, Chordata, Chondrichthyes, Myliobatiformes, Myliobatidae. The coding region runs from base 476 to 3154 and encodes 892 amino acids. Gene Ontology annotation, molecular function: cholesterol binding. The record is from RefSeq and is a predicted model, not a curated record.